This is a messenger RNA of Seriola aureovittata, 2964 nucleotides long. RefSeq names its product protein shisa-5-like. The coding region runs from base 1490 to 2170 and encodes 226 amino acids. NCBI's taxonomy places the organism in Eukaryota, Metazoa, Chordata, Actinopteri, Carangiformes, Carangidae. The record is from RefSeq and is a predicted model, not a curated record. The transcript is spliced from 5 exons.
UUCCCAAAUGUUUUCUAGAAAAAAAGUAAGGUACUAUAUAAUUUGGUUUUAAUUCUGGAGAAAAUAGAGACAGUGUCCAGUUGGUAUGUUUAGAUUUAAUUCUUCCAAAUAAUUGCUAGUGUAACUAAGAGAGGCUUUUUGUAAGAGCAGAACAUAUGUGAAGAAUAAAGCUGAUAAAUGGAACUAUAUUACAAGUGCUAACAUGCACAAGGGACAGAUCACAGGACAGUGGGUGGAAGCAGAUAAAAAUACUAAUUCAAAGUCAAUUUGGGUGGAGUCACAUGAAUGUAUUGCAUCCACAUGCUGUAUUGCUCAACUGAACAGGAAGAACAUUUAACAAUGCCAGACAUGCCUGUGGCUUGAGUUUCUAUAUGAGUUGUUUUCAGUUUCAUCCUUUAUUACCAGUGGUGUAGGAAGUUUUAAGAUCCUUUUAAGUAAAAAACACAAUGUUUCAAGCAAAAGUUUUGUGUUGUAUUGUAUAUUCAAAAUGCACGUAAAGUAUAAAGGUAUUCAGACAAGGCAGACAAAUGUGCAUCGUAUGCGUUACGCAAUUAACUUCAGUUACAUCCCCAGUCUGCAGGAAGCCAUUUGGCAGGAGAGACUAAAAUCACUUAUGAGGGGAGGAUUCUGAGGCCCGAUGAUCCCAGGACUCUUGGCGUCUUUCCAAAUAUCCCACCUCCACUGACUGACUUCAUUAUGUAGUCCGACAUCAUUAGAGGCCUUGGUUAUGAACAGCUAAAAUUAAGUGUACAUUGUAUAUACAUUUUCUGCAAACAAAUCUGAAGGUAGUAACUGAUGGUGUUGCCCCGGUCAGUGUUUCUGAAAUGGUAAAUUACAGGUAUUCCUGCUAAUCUGAAGUACAUGCUCAUCCAAAAUGUACAAGGACACGUGGGGUAACUUGCUUAUGCACGUGGCUUCCGUCAUGCCUCAACAUUUGUUUUCAGUGUCUCUUUUGGCAUUUCCCUACAUCCUGUGCACCAUUGAGGCACACCCAAACCGUGGAUGCACAGUAUAAACUUUAAGACAACUUCACUGAGUAAAUCAACUCCAAAUGCAACUAAAUCAAAUACACAGCCAUGUUUGUAACCUUCGGACCUUCCUCUAUCCUCUCCACCGUGAGACCGAGAUUUCUGUGGUUUGUGGUUGAUGGCAAGUUACCACUUUCUCAGCCUGUUUGUCUGUUUGAAUUUAUUAUUGCAACACCUUUUUUUAAACCUGUUGUCUUAGCCAGCUCACUUAAGAAUAAUGGUUUUAAUCUUAAUUAGGCUUUGAAAUAAAAGAACGAGAAAAAAAGAAUUUCUAGGGUUCAGCAGUAGUUAGAUUUAAUUUGAAUGCAGCAACAACUGCUGCAACAAACUACCACAAGUGUUUCACAUGAAAGGAAUGUUGCUGGGUUACUUGCGACAGGGUGGUACAGGCAUACAGGUUGAAACGGUUGUCUCAGUGUAGUCGGAGUCCAGAGUUCCUUACCACACUACAUAUAUCAGUUAUGGUUUCAAGUGUCUUAUCCAGUCUUGUGUGUGUUUUGUGUGUGAUCCUGCUCCCGGCUGUUUGGGCUGAUUACUGUAGCGGCUAUAGGGGCACGGAUGGUCUCUACCAUGAUCCUCUCCAAUGUGGCUCACAGUAUUGCUGUGGAGACCUGAACAAAAUAUACUGCUGCAGUGAACAGGAAAACCGUUUAUUUCAAGAAAAUAAAGAAGGACAUUUUGAAAGGCUUAGCAGCCGCCCCGUUAUUUCUGCAAUUAUAGGGAGCAUUGCAACUAUUAUUAUACCCAUUUUGGUCUGUGUGAUUCUCAUCAUUUGCUGUGUGUGUCCCUGCUGCUUGUUAUACAAGAAGUGUCGAAAAAGACGCAACGGAAUGCAGCAAACUGUGAUAACCACCACUGUAGUGAACCCAUCCCAGCUUCCACUCACACCCUUUGGAUACGAGCCAUCCCACCCAGGCUACCAGCCUGUACCUGCCCUGCAUGGAUAUGGAGGCCCACCCAUACCUACAGCACCACCACCUUCAUACCUGGAAUCUACUUAUCCAGCUCACUCUCCAGUUCCAUACCCUCAGGGGCAGCCGAUGUACCCCCUCCCCCCUCCUGGCCAGAAUUAUCCCCCGCCAUCGCAUUUAGACGAACUCGUACAGAUGCCCUACAACCCCUCUUAUAGGCCAAACCCCUGAACUAGAUAGAUAACCUGAUCACUGCAUGGUGGUUGUACCACUAUUCCCAUGGCAAUGUGUGGAUGAUUGUGUGUAUUGGAUUGUGUUUAUACAGCUUUGUGAGAUGUCAAAUUAAUUACAACUGGUGAAAUUUUAUAGUAAUGUAUCCAUGAUUUAAACCAAACUACUAAAAAUCUUUGCUGUAUCUUGCAGCUGCUGCUUUUUAUGUGUAGACCUAUAUGAAGAACUUCAGGAAUUACUAGUUAUUUAGUAUCCAAUUUUAAAUGAUGAUCAAUUUUAAAUUGAAGUGUUGAAUGUUGAAAAAUUCUAAAUUUCAGGAGAGAAAUACAAGUAUCAAACACACAUUUCAAGUCAGGAGAGACAAAAAACAUAAAAACAAUUAUUGGAUAAAAAACUGCAAAUGCCUUAAACAUGAACACAAAAAUGAAGGCAAUGUUUAUUCAGAGAAUUAUUUCUCUGAAGAAAUAUCAUUACACUGAGUUUAUGUUUAUUCUUGGACAACUGAGGAGUUUUGGGAUUUCCUCCUAUAAGAGGCAAUUUAAACUGUUGUGUUGUAACUGUUGAAAUUAUGAGGAAACACUAUUGAUGCACUAUUUAAAACAGCACUAUGUAAGAAAAUACAACUAAAAUUUAAUUAAGUGUUGUUUGUCAUGGAGUGUUGUUCUUGCAGAUGAUGAUGAUGAUGAUGAUGUUGAUGGGUUAUGUGUUUGACUGUGUCCCUGUGAGCUGGUGAUUCAUGUCUUUAUUUUACCUUGAAGUCCAAUUUAUUUUGUAAUAAACCCAAACUGCCACUA